This is a messenger RNA of Thrips palmi, 1655 nucleotides long. RefSeq names its product eukaryotic initiation factor 4A-III. The transcript has 11 exons. NCBI's taxonomy places the organism in Eukaryota, Metazoa, Arthropoda, Insecta, Thysanoptera, Thripidae. Gene Ontology annotation, cellular component: catalytic step 2 spliceosome; nucleolus. Bases 288 to 1502 code for a protein of 404 amino acids. Gene Ontology annotation, molecular function: mRNA binding; RNA helicase activity; ATP binding. The record is from RefSeq and is a predicted model, not a curated record.
UAAGAACAUCUACAGUUCCAACAUGUGGUAUUGAUACUCCUUACUUGGUUCAGUGAAGAAGAGCACAAAUCGAGCAUUAACUAAGCUGAGAAGCAACUUAAGUUAACAGGAAUUUUCAUGUUUGAGUUUGUGUCCAAAAUUUGGCAUCAAAAAACGCUACAGGAUCCUUAAAAAAAAAAAAAGAAACGCAAACUGGCAAGGCGGCAACACUGUUUCCGGGUCCAAGUUCCUUGAUGUUCCGUUCCGCCGUUCCUUCGCUUCAAACAGUGUUCAACUGACGAGUCAAAAUGGCGGAGGGACAGAGAACACGCCGUGUUUUGCCUAACGAAGACUUGUCAAAUGUCGAAUUUGAAACCAGCGAAGAUGUCGAAGUCUUACCGGCGUUCGACUCUAUGGACCUGCGAGAAGAUCUCUUGCGAGGGAUCUACGCUUACGGCUUUGAAAAACCCUCCGCAAUCCAACAGCGAUCCAUCAGACCCAUUGUCAAAGGAAGGGAUGUGAUUGCCCAAGCCCAGUCUGGUACGGGUAAAACUGCUACAUUCUCCAUCUCAAUCUUACAGAGCCUGGACAUUUCUCUUCGAGAAGUUCAAGUUCUGUGUCUUUCACCAACUCGUGAAUUGGCAGUUCAAAUUCAGAAGGUUAUUUUGGCACUUGGUGAUUUCAUGAAUGUCCACUGCCAUGCGUGCAUUGGUGGUACUAACCUUGGUGAGGACAUCAGGAAACUUGACUUUGGAGUACAUGUGGUGUCAGGGACACCUGGAAGAGUAUUUGACAUGAUUCGGCGUCGGAGUCUUCGGACAAGAUCAAUCAAAUUAUUGGUUCUUGAUGAAGCUGAUGAAAUGUUGAACAAAGGAUUUAAAGAACAGAUAUAUGAUGUAUAUCGCUUUUUGCCUCCGGCAACCCAGGUUGUGUUGAUAUCUGCCACCCUACCCCAUGAGAUUUUGGAGAUGACAAGCAAGUUCAUGACUGACCCCAUUCGCAUCUUGGUCAAACGUGAUGAAUUGACACUGGAAGGUAUUAAGCAGUUCUUUGUGGCUGUAGAGCGUGAGGAAUGGAAGUUUGACACACUGUGUGAUCUGUAUGAUACACUUACCAUCACUCAGGCUGUUAUUUUCUGCAACACCAAGAGGAAGGUGGAUUGGCUUACAGAGAAAAUGCGAGAGGCUAACUUCACUGUCAGUUCAAUGCACGGCGACAUGCCUCAGAAGGAACGAGAUGUCAUCAUGAAAGAAUUCCGUUCUGGCCAGAGUCGGGUACUCAUAACCACUGAUGUCUGGGCUCGUGGUAUUGAUGUUCAACAAGUUUCACUUGUUAUUAACUAUGACCUACCCAACAAUCGUGAAUUGUACAUCCACAGAAUUGGUCGAUCAGGCCGAUUUGGAAGGAAGGGUGUUGCCAUCAACUUUGUGAAGAGUGAUGAUAUCAGAAUUCUGCGAGAUAUAGAACAGUAUUAUUCAACGCAGAUUGAUGAAAUGCCGAUGAAUGUUGCUGAUUUGAUUUAAUUUAGUCAUAUUUCCAUAGACCAUGUGGUGCAUUUUUUUUUUCUCCUAAUUUUUAAGCUUUGAGUGCAGAUCAACUGUGUACAUUUCUGUUUAUUCCGUAAGCCAUGAGGCUGUAUACACCUAUGUAUUGAGUAAAGAACUUUUUUCACUGAG